Messenger RNA from Lycium barbarum (goji berry), 2355 nucleotides. Its product is annotated as probable (S)-N-methylcoclaurine 3'-hydroxylase isozyme 2. The transcript has 2 exons. Lineage: Eukaryota; Viridiplantae; Streptophyta; Magnoliopsida; Solanales; Solanaceae. The record is from RefSeq and is a predicted model, not a curated record. Gene Ontology annotation, molecular function: heme binding; oxidoreductase activity, acting on paired donors, with incorporation or reduction of molecular oxygen; monooxygenase activity. The coding region runs from base 605 to 2095 and encodes 496 amino acids.
AAGAUCAUGUCAAGUGCAUAAAUUUUCAAGUGAAAAUGUUUCACUUGGAUUACUCUCCUUGCCCUCCAUGACAAUGGAAGAGUAUCCACUAGAUGAGUGUUGUAGAAAUGCGGAUGCAGAUGCUAAGAUGGAUGUGCUAAAAUAGCGGAGUAGUGUUGUUAGGUAGAACGUGUAAUUACCUAUUUAGCAUGUCAUGAGUAUCUCAAACCCAGACAAUAAUUACCUAUUUAUUGUACAAGAGGUUUUUGAACCUAUUAUUUUUUUAUUUUAUUUUAAAAAGAAAAGAAAUAAAGAUUGGAAGUUUACCUAUAUAAAAAAGAAAUGCUCCAAAUGACCUCCCCUAGUUUUAAGUAAGAUUUCUGUUUUAUGACAAACAGAGAAAACUGACUAAAAUAUCUUCCCAUAUAUCACCAUCUUAUAGAAUCAAUCACUUUCCAUUCACAAUAAUACAAGUUAGCGCAACAACACUUGCUCCACAACUCGUAGAUAAGUACUUUUGACUACAGGAUUUUGACUAGCUUAUGAGGUUACUUCAAUAAAUCUACUAGAGAAUUCUACACUAAAAUAUAUUUGAAAGAACAAAAAAACUUGUUUAUUUGCAGUCAUGGCUCAGCCAUCUGAAAUUCUUUUCCUGCUUCCAUUUUUCCUCCUACCCUUAUUUUUUUUUCUCUUCAAAGUUUUCAAAUCAUCCAACAAAAUCCCACAACUUCCACCAGGACCAAUACCAUGGCCAGUCCUAGGAAACAUUUUUCAUAUGGGAAAAAUGCCUCACAUAAAUCUGACAAAUUAUGCAAAAACUUAUGGUCCCCUUAUGUCCCUAAAACUUGGAACUCAAUGGUUAGUUGUUGGAUCAUCACCUUCUGCAGCUAUAGAAAUCCUCAAAACCCAUGAUAGAAUCCUGUCUGGUAGACAUGUUCCAAAUGCUGCUCCAUCUAAAGGAUCAAAUCUUGACAAGACAUCAAUGGGCUGGACUUCUGAAUGUAACAAUGGAUGGAGAUACUUGAGGACUUUAUGCAGAACUGAGCUUUUCUCGGGCAAAGUAUUGGAGUCUCAAGCUUGUUUGAGGGAGAAAAAAGUGAUGGAAUUGGUAGAAUUCUUGAGGUUAAAAGAAGGUCAAGUGGUGAAUCUUGGAGAGCUAGUCUUUGCAACUGUGUUCAACAUGCUGAGUAAUGUUAUGAUGUCUAGAGAUAUGGUUAACUUGGAGAAAGAGAAAGAAGAUGGUGGGGUGAAGAGUCUUGUAAGGGGGGUUGUGGAUGUGGCCUCUGCUCCAAAUAUAUCUGAUUUUUAUCCAAUUUUUGGAAAAUUAGAUCUUCAAGGUCUGCGAAAAAAAUCUAAAGAUUUAGUCACAAAUAUUUGUUCCAAGUGGGAACCGAUUCUUCAAGAAAGAAGGAACAGUAUAGAAAGCGGUUCUUCUAGCCAACAAGAUUUCUUGGAAACUCUCCUUGAUAAUGGUUUUACCAAUGAUCGGAUCCACCAGCUAUUUAUGGAGUUAUUCUCUGCUGGUGCAGACACCAGUACCUCAACAAUCGAGUGGGCGAUGGCAGAACUGAUGAAAAAUGUAGAGUCAAUGAAGAAAGUUCAAGACGAACUCAAGAUAGAACUCGGUGAAAGUGAUUACCCAAAAGAAUCUCAAUUGCUGCGGUUGUCCUAUGUCCAAGCCUGUGUGAAUGAAACACUUAGGUUGCAUCCUCCAGCACCAUUGCUGCUUCCACAUCGUGCAAUCAAAACCUGCCAAGUGAUGAGUUACACAAUACCUAAAGACGCUCAAAUCUUUGUUAAUGUGUGGGCUAUCGCGAGGGAUCCUUCAAUAUGGGAAGAACCAGAGAUGUUUAGACCACAGAGGUUUCUAAGUUUCGAUAUGGACUUCAAAGGGAAUGACUUUGAGUUCUUACCUUUUGGUGCUGGAAGGAGAAUAUGCCCGGGCCUGCCUAUGGCUGCAAUAAAGAUUCCGUUAGUCCUUGCUUCACUUGUUCAUUUCUUUGAUUGGGAACUUCCUCAUGGAAAAUGUCCCGCUGAGCUAGAUAUGCAUGAAAAGUUUGGAGUGACACUGCAAAAGAAAGAACCGCUGCUUCUGAUUCCCAAGGCCAGAAAAUGAACACUGGAAUAUACUUGAAAAAUCUCUUAUCUGUGCUAUACCCCCCUGUGCAUUAGAUAUAUGUAUUUUUCGUCUUGUUGCAAUCUCGUGUGGUUAUAAACAUAAGAUCUUGUGGAGGAUUUUUCUUGCAUGUUCACUUUUAUGUGGAGCUUCACAGAAUCGUUUGCAUUGCUGAUGUAGAUCACUUUCAUGAGAAGUAAGGAAGUGUAUUUGUAUGUAAUAUUAAAGGUAUCGCCUUUUAUGAAGCCCAUUCUUUGCUA